GCGAGAGAGAAAGAUGUCUUCUUCCUGCUCCGACGAUAGUAAUCGUGAAAGCCUUGGUCGUUGCGUGUGCGAUGUUAUUGUUAAGGCAGCUGGGGGCAUGGUGAUUGGUGCCGGCGUCUCCCUGUGGUUCUUGCGGCGUCGUCGUUGGCCGGUCUGGAUGGGAGCAGGAUUCGGCGUUGGACUGGCCUGUCGGAACUGUGAGAAGGACAUGAAGGCGUUGAAGUGGGGCGUGCUUCACCCUCCCUCUGACUGAAUGGACAGCCAUCUCUAGCUCGAACCAUAGGCCACUUC
Messenger RNA from Drosophila persimilis, 291 nucleotides. RefSeq names its product MICOS complex subunit Mic10. The record is from RefSeq and is a predicted model, not a curated record. Gene Ontology annotation, cellular component: mitochondrion; mitochondrial inner membrane; MICOS complex. Bases 14 to 253 code for a protein of 79 amino acids. The transcript has a single exon. NCBI's taxonomy places the organism in Eukaryota, Metazoa, Arthropoda, Insecta, Diptera, Drosophilidae.